CGCAGUCCCGCCCACAGUAACUGAGGGGUUUACUUGAGAUGUUCUCAUUUCUCUUGCUUUUAAAAGCCAGGCUCUGCUCUGGUGUUCCUGGGAAGAAAUGCAGGACAGCUUUCUAUGGGACCGCCAGUCUUGUGGGUGGAUGCCUCUUAAUUACCAAGAUGGAGUCCUCAAGCUUUGAAUUUCUCGCAGGUAGCAUGUGUGGUAAGAUCUGGUGGAAAGACUAUCUCCCAAUUGGACAGCGGAUGCCUGGGACUCGUUUCAUUGCUUUCAAAGUUCCUUUGAAAAAGAGUUUUGAAGGAAAACUUGCUCCAGAAGAACGUUUUUCCCCAUUGGAUCUUUUUAACAGAAUCCAGGAACAGAAUGAAGAACUUGGACUGAUUAUUGAUUUAACAUAUACUCACCGCUAUUACAAACCAGAAGACUUACCAGAAACUAUUCCUUACUUAAAAAUUUUUACAGUUGGGCAUCAGGUACCUGAUGAUGAAACUAUCUUAAAAUUCAAAAGUGCUGUUAAUGGAUUUUUGAAAGAAAAUAAAGAUAAUGACAAACUUAUUGGUGUUCACUGUACCCAUGGUUUAAACAGGACUGGUUACCUCAUCUGCAGAUAUCUGAUUGAUGUAGAAGGCAUGAGGCCAGAUGAUGCAAUCGAAUUAUUUAAUAGGUGUCGGGGACAUUGCUUAGAAAGACAAAACUACAUUGAAGACCUUCAGAAGGGCCCUGUCAGAAAGAAUUGGGAUUCCAGUGUGUCCAGAUCGAGUGGUUUUGAAAAUUCAACACGUAUGAUGGAGCCCAUCUAUACCAGAAACAGGCCUGUUAAACGAGGACCUGCAUAUAACCUGCAUUGGAACCAAGGUUACCCGUUAGCUUCUCAGCAUUUUCACACCCACACCCAAGAUUUGCAACAGUCAGUCAGAUUUUGUUUUAAGGACAUUUUCACAGAAUCAGAAUAUUCACCGGAGAAAUUACAUUCCUCCUCCUGGUCCCCCUGGAGAGGACUAUUCACAAAGUCGGUACUCUUGGAAUGCAAAGCGAGAUGCCAAUCAAACCUCACAGAAGAGAAGGUGGUAUUCUGCCAGUUAUGGACGAUCCUAUCCCACUUAUGGAUGGACUGAGUAACAAAACCUACCCUGGAAAUCUGGAGGAAAAGCAGGACUGAAGACAAUUGGAGUGAUUUUUUUUUUUUAUAAGAUCAGGUUAAAUAAGCAUAUCUAUUUAACUGAUCCUUUAUGUGUUCAAGCUUUAAGAAAAAUUAUAUUGAAACCUCUUUACUGACAAAUUUACAGUAUUUGCAGCCAGAAGUGAAGGAAAUAACUGGUUGUUCCAGUUUUAAAAUUUUUAAGGAAGAUAUUUUAAGAACUGAUCAAGUAAUGUUUCCCAUGUAAAUUAUUUUUUAAAAUUCUGUCUUUUUUGUGUAUUUCCUUUUGGCUAUAACUGGUGAUAUAACUAUGCUUACAGAAAUUUUUAUUGUGUUUGUCAAGUUCAAAUAUUGAUCCAGUCAUUAAUAUUUCUUUCUUCCUAGCUGCACAAAAUUUCUAUUAAAACCCACUUAAAAG
This is a messenger RNA of Erinaceus europaeus (western European hedgehog), 1553 nucleotides long. RefSeq names its product dual specificity phosphatase 11 (gene DUSP11). The transcript is spliced from 9 exons. Gene Ontology annotation, biological process: protein dephosphorylation. NCBI's taxonomy places the organism in Eukaryota, Metazoa, Chordata, Mammalia, Eulipotyphla, Erinaceidae. Bases 39 to 1112 code for a protein of 357 amino acids. The record is from RefSeq and is a predicted model, not a curated record. Gene Ontology annotation, molecular function: polynucleotide 5'-phosphatase activity; protein tyrosine/serine/threonine phosphatase activity.